Morus notabilis is the source of this 965-nucleotide messenger RNA. RefSeq names its product cytochrome b561 domain-containing protein At4g18260. Gene Ontology annotation, molecular function: transmembrane monodehydroascorbate reductase activity. NCBI's taxonomy places the organism in Eukaryota, Viridiplantae, Streptophyta, Magnoliopsida, Rosales, Moraceae. The record is from RefSeq and is a predicted model, not a curated record. Bases 87 to 899 code for a protein of 270 amino acids. The transcript is spliced from 4 exons.
UUGAGAGAGAGAGAGAGAGAGAGAGUGAUAAUUGACUGAUAAGUUUGUUUUGUUAAUUAAGCUUUGCUUCAACUGGGUAUUGAAGAAUGCAUAGUUCUCCCAAGCUGGCAAUAUCUUUUACAAUCUGUGUCUAUUGUUUUCUUCAUCUUCUACCAUUCGUUGCCUGUUUUUCCUAUGAAGAUGGAAAUCGAUCAUCCAACAGUCACAAGCUCAAGAAAACCAACUCUCACGAGUUGAGUCCUCAGAUGAUAUCCCAUAUUACAAUUCAUGGGCUUCUUCUAUGGAUUUCGAUGGGGUUCUUAAUGCCUGCUGGGAUACUUGCCAUCAGAAUGUCAAGCAGAGGGGAACAAGGAUCAAUUAGGGCCAAAGUCUUCUACUAUCUCCAUUUUAUUUUGCAGAUGCUUUCAGUUCUUCUGGCUACAGUUGGGGCCGUGAUGUCUAUAAAACACUUCGAGAAUUCAUUCAACAAUAGUCAUCAAAGGAUAGGUCUAGUACUCUAUAGUGCCAUAUGGAUACAAGGCAUGAUCGGAUUUUUCAGGCCUCAGAGGGAGAAGAAGGGAAGGAAGAUGUGGUACUUUGUUCAUUGGAUCCUUGGAACUUUGAUAUCACUUGUUGGUAUCAUAAACAUUUACACAGGAUUAGAGGCCUACCAUAAGAAAACGUCUAGAAGCACAAGACUUUGGACCAUCCUUUUCACAGUGGAGGUCUCUCUCAUUGCUUUCUUUUACCUCUUCCAAGACAAAAAGGAUUACAUGCAAAAGCAAGGAGUAAUUCUCGACAAUCUUGAAUCUAUUGCUCCUCAUCAAGAAAGUGGCAUAAUUCCUCAAAGGCACAAUCAAAAGGAGUUGUUGCCUGAGCCAUGUGGAAAGCGGAAUGCACUCAGGAACUUGUUUGACUAACUUGGGAUUCUUUUUAUGCCUUUUAGAAUUCCCAAUAAGAUUUCCUUUUCUUUUCUUUUUUUUUCC